AUGGGUUUCUAUCGUAAUAAUUCAGUUUUUGAAUUUUUUGAUAGAAUAUUCAAGAAACCUGCAGAUUUAUUAAUGUGGAUGUUCACUGGCAUAAUAAUAACUAGCACUUUUCUUCUCUUAUUGCCAAGCUAUUCGUAUAACGGCUUAAAUAAGAAGAAGAAAUAA
Molecule: messenger RNA, 165 nt
Organism: Vanderwaltozyma polyspora DSM 70294
Lineage: Eukaryota; Fungi; Ascomycota; Saccharomycetes; Saccharomycetales; Saccharomycetaceae
Gene: MIN6
Product: Min6p
Exons: 1
Coding region: 1-165 (54 amino acids)
Source: RefSeq, a predicted model, not a curated record